Messenger RNA from Zootoca vivipara (common lizard), 5231 nucleotides. It is a transcript of the gene SLC27A2, whose product is annotated as solute carrier family 27 member 2. Gene Ontology annotation, cellular component: plasma membrane; peroxisomal membrane; endoplasmic reticulum membrane. Gene Ontology annotation, molecular function: long-chain fatty acid transmembrane transporter activity; long-chain fatty acid-CoA ligase activity. Gene Ontology annotation, biological process: long-chain fatty acid metabolic process; bile acid metabolic process; long-chain fatty acid import into cell. NCBI's taxonomy places the organism in Eukaryota, Metazoa, Chordata, Lepidosauria, Squamata, Lacertidae. The record is from RefSeq and is a predicted model, not a curated record.
UAACCGCUUAUGCUCUGCCACUCCCGUCUAAUGUUCCUAACUCUUCGUUUAGAUUUUCUAAACCUUACUGCGAAGACUGUGCGAUGGUCAGCGUGCACUGAUCGACACACAUAAAACAAAACAAACCCAAAACCGUGCUUAUGGAAGACUUACUCGGCUACCAGUGAUCGCCAAAGAAAAAGAAGCUUGAGACUCCAGAUCUCCGCUUCUCGAGGAGAGAAGCAGAAGUGCUGGUGGAAAUGGGGAGAGAGAAAGGGAGAGUGAGCGCGCGCUCCCGUCUGGCUGGCUGGACACGCCCUUCGUUUGGCAGGAGCCGGUCACUUUUUGCGCCGGUAACCAGGCGAGGCACCUCAGUGCGCUCGGCGCGCUUGGGCAGAGAAGAGCGACGAGUUGGCGCCGGGGGCCGAGCCUCUCCAAGGCGCCGUCGAGGCCAUGUUCCCGUGCCUGUACACGGCGCUGGCGGGUCUGCUGCUGCUGCCGCUGCUGGUGAACCUGGCGUGCCCUUACCUCUUCCAGGACUUGGGCUUUUUCCUGCGGCUGGUGCGCGUGGCGCAGCGGGCGCGCCGCUCCGCCUCGCGCGUCCCGCCGCGGACGCUGCUGGAGGUCUUCAGGCAGCGGGCGCGCCAGGCGCCCCAAAAGCCCAUGCUGCUCUUCCGAGACGAGGUGUACACCUACGAGCAGGUGGAGCGGCGAAGCAACCAGGUGGCGAGGGCGCUGAGGGAGCACGCAGGGCUGCAGCAGGGCGAUGCCGUGGCGCUCUUCCUGGGCAACGAGCCCGCCUACGUGUGGCUGUGGCUGGGCUGCGCCAAGCUGGGCUGCGCCAUGGCCUGCCUCAACUGCAACAUCAGGGCCAGGUCCUUGGUGCAUUGCUUCCAGUGCAGCGGCGCCAAGGUGCUGCUGGCCGACCCAGAAUUAGCAUCAGCCAUUGAAGAAGUGCUUCCAGUCCUGAAGGAAGAGAAUGUGUCUGUCUUUUACUUAAGUAGGACCUCCGAGACAGAGGGGAUCGACAGUUUCAUUGACAAAAUGGAUGCUGCUUCAGAUGAGCCUAUUCCAGUGUCCUGGAGAUCAAAUGUCACUUUUAAAAGUCCUGCCCUGUACAUAUAUACCUCUGGGACUACAGGUCUCCCGAAAGCUGCGUUGGUCACCCAUGAACGCACAUUAUUAGCCUGUGGUCUGAUUAUUGCCAGCGGUGUUACUUCCGCAGAUGUUAUCUAUACCGCUCUGCCGCUCUAUCACAGCGCUGCCCUUUUAAUUGGGGUACACGGCUGCAUCCUGCAAGGUGCCACUCUCGCAUUACGUUCAAAAUUUUCAGCUACGCAGUUUUGGGAUGACUGCAGAAAAUACAACGUAACUGUCAUACAGUACAUCGGAGAGGUGCUUCGUUAUUUAUGCAAUGUGCCCCAGAAAGACAAUGAUCGCAACCAUAGGGUAAGAAUUGCCCUGGGUAAUGGCUUAAGGGCUGACGUUUGGAAGGAAUUCAUCCGGAGGUUUGGAAACAUACGCAUUUUUGAGUUUUACGCAGCCACGGAAGGCAAUGUAGGCUUUGUGAACUAUACUGGGAAAAUCGGAGCUGUGGGAAGAUUAAAUUAUUUGCAUAAGAAAAUAAUGCGCUAUGACCUGAUUAAAUAUGAUGUAGAGAAAGAUGAACCUUUCCGAAAUGAAGAUGGCUACUGUAUAAAAGUUCCUAAAGGUGAAGUGGGACUGUUAGUUUGUAAAAUAACACAGUUUGCACCAUUUAGUGGAUAUGUGGGAGCCAAGAGCCAGACUGAAAAGAAAAAGCUAAAAGAUGUGUUCCAGAAAGGGGAUCUAUAUUUCAACAGCGGUGAUCUUUUAAUGAUUGACCGUAACAACUUCAUUUAUUUCCAUGACCGAGUUGGAGACACAUUCCGAUGGAAAGGAGAAAAUGUUGCUACAACUGAAGUUGCAGAUAUUCUGGGACUGAUCAACUUUAUUCAGGAGGCAAAUGUAUAUGGCGUGCCUGUUCCAGGUCACGAGGGCAGGAUAGGGAUGGCAUCCGUACGCUUAACAGACGGCUGUGAAUUUGAUGGGGAACGACUCUACAAACACGUUGUAGACUACCUGCCUGCUUAUGCAAGGCCUCGUUUUGUUAGGAUCCAGGAUGCCAUUGAGGUCACAGGAACAUUCAAACACCGGAAGGUGCAGUUAGCCCAAGAAGGAUUUGACCCAGCCUCUAUCAAAGACACCCUGUAUUUCCUGAAUGACAAAGAAAAGACAUACGUACCCCUAACAGAGGACAUUUAUAAUUCAAUAUGUAGCAACCAACUGAAACUAUAACGCGCCCAAAGCUGUGGUUGGUGGUGUUUGUAAAAGAAGCAAGAAUCGUUUUUUAUAUAAUGGUAGAAAGUUACCAAAAUUGAUUUGAAAGUGAUUGCAUGUUUGUAUCUAGAAUCUAGUGGGUAGUUCUCUAGACCAGGUGGCUGGGAGGUCCCCUGCUCUUAAUGGGGUUACACUUCCCCUGAAGGAGCAGGUUCGCAGCUUAGGGGUAUUCCUGGAUCAUUUGUUGUCGCUCGAGGCUCAGGUGGCUUCUAUCAGCUUCGGCCGGUGACCCAACUGCGCCCCUACCUGGACAGGGAUAGCCUAACUACUGUUGUCUAUGCUCUGGUAACUUCAAGGUUAGAUUACUGCAAUGCAUUAUACGUAGGGCUGCCUCUGAAGAUGGUUAGGAAACUUCAGCUAGUGCAGAAUUCAGCUGGCAGGUUGAUCACCGGAGCAAGAUGGUUUGUGCAUAGUACACCGAUCCUGGUCCGACUGCACUGGCUACCAAUUAGUUUCUGGGCCCAAUUCAAAGUGCUGGUUUUGACCUAUAAAGCCUUAAAUGGCUCAGGACCACAAUACCUCAAGGACCGCCUCUUUCCAUAUGAACCUACCCAGACCCCGAGAUCAUCUUCUGAGGCCCUUCUUCAUGUGCCGCCUCCUUGAGAGGUCCAGAGGGUGGCAACACGAGAACGGGGCCUUCUCUGCAGUGGCUCCCCAUCUGUGGAAUGCUCUCCCCAGGGAAAUUCGCCUGGCGCCUUCAUUUUAUACCUUUAGGCACCAGGCAAAAACUUUCCUUUAAACCAGGCCUUUGGUUGACCUGAUUGACAUCCUAUACUUUUUUUUUAAAUGUAGCUUGGGGGGGCAUGUUAUUGGGUUAUUCUUAUUUUGAUUUUAUAUAUUGUGAUCUUUUCUGUGAACCACCCUGAGACCUGCGAGUAUAGGGCGGUAUAUAAAUUCAAAUAAAUAACUAAAUAGAAUUUUAAAUGCCAUUACAUUCUUUGUUUAACAGAUAUUUUAGGGGUGAUGGUGAAGUUGUUUUACAACUCUGCCUCCACAGUUCUAGGCAGUAUGCUUCCGAAUGCCAGUUGUAGUGGUACCUUGGUUUAAGUACACAAUUGGUUCUGGAAGUCUGUACUUAACCUGAAGCGUACUUAACCUGAGGCAAACUUUCCCAUUGAAAGUACAGUCAUACCUCAGUUUAAGUACACUUCGGUUUGAGUACUUUCAGUUUAAGUACUCUGCGGACCCGUCUGGAACAGAUUAAUCCACUUUCCAUUACUUUCGAUGGGAAAGUUCGCUUCAGGUUAAGUACGCUUCAGGUUAAGUACGGAUUUCCAGAACCAAUUACACUCAUACUUCGGGUUAAGUAUGCUUCAGGUUGAGUAUUCCGUGAACCCGUCUGGAACGGAUUAAUCCACUUUCCAUUACUUUCAAUGGGAAAGUUCGCUUCAGGUUAAGUACGCUUCAGGUUAAGUACAGACUUCCGGAACCAAUUGUGUACUUAAACCGAGGUACCACUGUAAUGGAAAGUGGAUUAAUCUGUUCCAGACAGGUCCGCGGAAUACUCCACCUGAAGUGUACUUAACCCGAAGUAUGAGUGUAAUUGGUUCUGGAAGUCCGUAAUUAACCUGAAGUGCACUUAACCUGAAGCGAACUUUCCCAUUGAAAGUAAUGGAAAGUGGAUUAAUCCAUUCCAGACAGGUCCGCGGAGUACUUAAACUGAAAAUACUCAAACCGAGGCGUACUUAAAACGAGGUAUGACUGUACUGGGAAUCACAAGGCGAGAGAGUCCUGUUCCACUCAGAUCCCGCCUGUGGGUUGCUUAUCAGUAUCUGGUUGGUCACUGUGAGAACAGGAUGCUGGGCUAUAGAGGGCCUGAGGUUCUUUUCCCCUUUCAUAGGAGUUCCUGUAUUCUUGUUUUACAUGUACAUUCCUUUUAGCACUAAAAUCUCCAUGGCCUGCAUAUGAGUUCCCGCCAUGUGGCUUAUUGAGUACUGAAUGAACAUCUCCAUUAUCCCUGUGUAGACAGGCCUAGUGGUCGCUGAAAAUCAAAAAUGGUCCUGGAGCAAUUGAAUUAACCUCCGGACCACCUUGACCUAUUCAACCCUUUUCGAGAUUGCCCAAUCAUUGGGACAAUGUCCCCACAUUUCAGGAUAUCCUUGUUCUAUAAAGUAGAUACGUCUAACUCAGCAACGAUGUAACAUGUGUAAAAUAUUUGUUCCAUAAAUUACCAUUUCGCAAAACAGAUCCCACGAGUUUCAAGUAUAACUUAUUGCUGGCUGUUGGUUUGUGGUGUUUUUCCAAAAGAAAGAAGAACAUGGUUUCCUUGACAGCAUCUGUCGUUGCAACAUUUGUUGGUGCUAUUCCUUCUUCUGAAACUAAAAAAGGCUGAGGACAGCUGACAACUUUUCAUCCUAGCAAAGGUUUUUGUGCAUCAAAAAGAAAGAAGUCCUGCAGAUUCAGUGUUUCCUGGCCUGAAAAUACCAGGAGGAAAAUGAUAUCUGUUGACACUGUAAUCAACUAAAAACUUUGGCAGGAUUUGAGUAACGUUUGUAAUGUACUGUGGGUCAUUUUAGAACAAAAUAGAGGAAAAUAUGUGAUGCAAUUGAAAAAGAUUGAAAAUGGAAACCAUGGAAGGGUGGAGGGGAGUCUAAGGGUUCAGGGAAUCCCAAAUGCGGAUGGUGAUGUCUAAUGUUUGAAUUUAAAUGUGUAGCGUAAAACUGAAUAAAAAAGAUUGUGCAAAAAAAACCAACCCCAAUUCUCAAGGGGCAGUUUUGAACUGAUGUCCUCUAGUUGCUGACCCCCUUUUGUAUGACAGCUUACCAACCCACAAUGGGAAAACUCCAUUGAGUAAUAUAUGGAAGUUUCAUCUGCAAUGAAACAUGAAAUGCCAGGCACAAUGCUAAAUAGUUUUAUUUCUCUUUUAAACUUAUUAAAUAUACAGGCUUUAAAAA